AUGGCUAACGUGAUCUGGCUGACGGUGAACGAGAGCAGCCCUGGCAGCCUCCUCCUGCAGCUGUGUGAGCUGCUGGCCACCACGCCCCUCCAGGGGCUGGUGUUUGAGGAGGAGAAGCCCCCACCACCCAACAGGGCCCCGCUGGCCCCCAUGCUGGAGUUUGUGUCGGCCCAGACAGGGGUGCCUGUGGUGGCCGUGGGAGGCGGGGCCGGCCUGGGCAGAGAACAACAGGAGACCGGCUCCAUCUAUCUCCAGUUCAGCUGCUCCACAGCCCUGCAAUUGGAGGUAAUCUUUGAGGUUCUGGAAGAGUACGACUGGACCUCUUUCGCCGUGGUAACCACCCGUCACCACGGCUAUGAGGAAUUCCUAUCUAUGGUGGAGGGCAUGACGGACGGCUCGUUCAUUGGUUGGGAGAAGAAGGGCGUUGUGAUGCUCAACGUGACGGACGACCCCGCGGGGGCUCGAACACGCCGCUUGCUGAAGGACAACGAGGCUCAGGUGCGCCUGCUGUACUGCUCUCAGGAAGAGGCUGAGUUGAUCUUCAAAGCAGCCUGGGCCGCGGGCCAGGCUGGGCCCUCACACAUGUGGUUCGCUGUGGGGCCGGCGCUGUCCGGCCUGAGCCUUGAGGGCUUGCCCAAGGCCCUGUUCUCCAUCCGGCCGCAGGGCUGGAGGGACGAGCCGCCCCGGAGGAUAGCUAAGGGGGUGUCCGUUCUGACCCACGGGGCCUUGGCUCUAAGGAAGGACUACGGUGCAUCCAGAGGGCCACACUACGCGGGGAACUGCCAGACAGACGGCAACCAGACGCAGAGAGUGCCAGACAGGAUCAGAUACUUCAGUAACAUAACUAUUGGUGGACGGGACUACUCGUUCAACAGUGAUGGCUACCUGGCCAAUCCACUACUAGAAGUAAUCUCUUACUCCCAGGGGAGGGGCUGGGAGGAGGUGGCAUGGUGGGAGAACGGCGUGAUGAGAUGGCGCUACACCCCCACCUCUCGCUACGGCGCCUUCCUCAAGCCGCUGGAUGACGCCCAGCAUCUCCAUGUGGUCACUCUGGAGGAGCGACCCUUCGUCAUCGUGGAGCCCGCCGACCCCGGCACCGGCUCCUGCAUUCGCGACUCUGUUCCCUGUCGCCUGCCCCUCAACACCAGUGCGGUAGCAGAGGGUAUUUCCCCUAUGAAGAAUUGCUGCAAAGGAUUUUGCAUUGACGUCCUCAAGCGAUUGGCCAAAAUCGUGAGCUUCAGCUAUGACCUCUAUCUGGUGACCAAUGGCAGACACGGGAAGAACAUUGAUGGGGAGUGGAACGGCAUGGUCGGGGAGGUGGUGUCCAGCCGGGCUGACAUGGCCAUUGGCUCCCUUACCAUCAACGAGGAGCGCUCGUCCGUCGUAGAGUUCUCAGUGCCAUUCGUGGAGACCGGCAUCAGCGUCAUGGUUGCACGAAGCAAUGGCACGGUGUCACCAUCCGCUUUCCUUGAGCCCUACAGCCCAGCGGUCUGGGUGAUGAUGUUCGUCAUGUGCCUGUCGGUGGUCGCCGUCACCGUCUUCGUCUUUGAGUUUUUCAGCCCCGUGGGCUACAACCGCAGUCUCCAGAAUGCCAAGAAGACCGGAGGUUCUAAGUUCACCAUUGGAAAGUCCAUCUGGCUGCUGUGGGCCUUGGUCUUCAACAACUCGGUUCCUGUGGAGAACCCUCGAGGAACCACCAGUAAGAUCAUGGUGCUGGUGUGGGCCUUCUUCGCUGUCAUCUUCCUGGCCUCCUACACUGCCAACCUGGCUGCCUUCAUGAUCCAGGAGGAGUACAUAGACACUGUGUCUGGACUCUCCGACAAGAAGUUCCAGCAGCCUACAGAGCAGUACCCUCCCCUGCGCUUCGGCACCGUGCCCAAUGGGAGCACGGAGGAGAACAUCCGCUCCAACUAUCCCAACAUGCACCAGUUCAUGAUCCGCAACAACCAGAAGGGAGUGGAGGAAGCCAUUGACAACCUCAAGACAGGUAAACUGGACGCGUUCAUCUAUGACGCGGCCGUGCUGAAUUACAUGGCCAGGAAGGACGAGGGCUGUAAGGUGAUGACCAUUGGCUCCGGCAUGGUGUUUGCCACCACGGGGUACGGCAUCGCUCUGCACAAGAACUCCCGCUGGAAACGCCCUCUCGACCUGGCACUGCUACAGCUGGUGGGAGACGACGAGAUUGACAUGCUGGAGCGCCUGUGGCUGUCAGGUAUCUGUCACAACGACAAGAUCGAGGUGAUGAGCUCUAAGCUGGACAUCGACAACAUGGCGGGGGUCUUCUACAUGUUGCUGGUGGCCAUGGGCCUCAGCCUGCUGGUGUUCGCCUGGGAGCACCUGGUCUACUGGAAGCUACGCCACUGCCUGGCCCAGUCCGGCGGGAUGGACUUCCUCCUCGCAAUCAGCAGGGGUAUGUACAGCUGCUGCAGGUUUGAGGACGAGACCUCCUCUGGGGGCAUGAAGUCCACCCUCCCCCAGUACCACAGCGUGCCCUGCGCCAUGCCCCCCCCGCCCCCGCCAUACAUCAUCUCCUCCGCCGUCACCAACACAACCAUCGCCAUGGUUCAGCAGCAGCACCUGCAGCAGCAGCAGCAGCAGGCCUACACCAGCCUUCUCCCUGGAUCUCCUCCCCACGCAGGGCAUUCAGCCAUGGCCUUGGGGCCCUCCAACAGCCCCUUACUGGAGGGCCCCAUGCCCUGCUCCACCUUCCUACCCCGGCACGACCGCAGGCUGGCUGUGGUGGAGCGCUGGAACAGGCCCCCCAAGCCUGGUACGGAAAAGUCUAUGGGCGGAGGUGGGGGGCACUCAGACCAGGGGCCUUACCCCCAGGGCAUGCCCCCUCUUUGGGCUGGGGGUGCCAGCGGAGGUGGGGGCGGGGAUGGAGGUCUGGAUGAAUAUAAGCGCUACUACGGUCCCAUCGACCCUGAGGGUCUGGGGGCCAACACUGACCCCCAGACCGGGGGGUCCCAGACCCCCAAGAUGAACCCAAGGGGAAACAAGCCCCCUGGGAUGCAAAGGCUGCCCCCAAAAGGCUUAGGUCCUCCUGGACACCUGCUUUCCAAACUCCCCCUAGCACUGCCCUCCUCCCCCCGCCGGCCCUCCUUCUGGCGGAGGGGCAGUCUCCCCAGGAGGAAGAGUUCCGGGGGGCCUCUAUACGAGAACAUCCUUCCCCUCGGAAGACGAGGCGGAGGGGGACGCUAUGGAUCCAGGGACGGGGGCAACAGACGAGGGCGCCGCCCUCCCCCUCUCCCCUUACCCGUCCCUGUCUCCUCCCCCGCACACACCCCGACCACCCCCACCACCCCCUCCCGCCUGUACACCUCCUCAUCCUCCUCCUCAUCCUCCAGCUCGUCCUCCUCCUCGUCCUCCUCCUCCGACUCCCUCUCCCGCUCCAACUCCCCGUCUCCCUCCUCCUGCUCCAGCGCCACUUACUCCUCGUCUCAGAGUUUCCGGUACCGGCCCGGGGACCGGGGGCCGGGCGAAGACUUAGACUCGGACCAGCUCACAGAGGAGUCUAGCCUGCUGCUGGGACGCAGGAAGGGAGGACGACGCUCCCGCUCUCGCAUGUCGUCGCGCUCGCUCCCCUGCAGCCCCCCGCCCCCUCCCGUCCCGCCGCGCAAGCCCCGCCUCCAGCGGGAUUACAUUAGGGAACGGGCGGGGAGCCAGCUGGCCCAGCUGCAGGAGUGGUGGGCCUCCUGGGGGGAGAGAGAGCGAGCGAGGGGAACCGAGAGGAGCCGGGGCGAGGGGAGGGAGGAGAAGAGGCACCACAAGGAGAGGGAGAGGGAGCGGAAGAGGAGGAAGAAGGGCCGGAAGCAGAAGAAGCGGGAGGAGAGGGAGCGAGAGAGGGAGCGCAAGCGGCGCAAAGGGAAGAAGAAGAGGAAAAAAGAGGACAAGGCGAGGAGGAGGGAGAAGGGGAGGAGGUCGGAGCAGGAGGAGGGGGACGGAGAGAAGGUCCAGGAGCUGAAGGCAAUAACACAGGAUUAUUCCUCCUAUCCCGGGAUGAGGAGAGAGUCGUACAGGAAGAAGAGCGAGAGCUCCACCCGGAGCUGUGGCUGGGACGUCCCCCGGGAGGAGGACAAGGAGAGGGACGAGGGGGAGGACGGCAGAGGGAAGGAGCGUCACCAUGGGAGACGUCCCAGUAAGAGCUACCACACCCCCAGUAAACCCCCCAGCUCUGUCAAGUUCUGGAGGGGAGGCAACCCGUCCUCCGACACACCUCCCUCCGCCUUCCUCCCCCUCCUUCCCCUCUCCUCCAAACGGAGGAAGAGUAAGGGCUCAGACAGGGAGGCGCUGGGGAGGGAGGUGGAGAAGCGCCCCCUCCUGGGCCGGAUCGACCGAGGCGAGGUGCACUCCAAACAGGGCCUCUCUUUCCACGAGUGGGAGUCUGAAGAAGAAGUUGAGGAUGACGAGUCGGAGGAGGAGAGGAGGAAGGCGGAGCGAGCCAAGAGGAGGGGAGUUAGGACAGCUUCGGAGUCUGAGCGCGAGCGGGAAAGGGAUAAGGUUGUGGGCGUGUACUCGGACGAGGGAUCCUCGGGCGAGUUCGGGAAGUUCGAGAGGUACUGGGAGGGGCAUGAGGGGCGGGCAGUGGGGGGCAUCGGAGGCGGGGGCUGGUUCUUUGGCACGUAUCCUGCCAGAGAGAAGGCUGGCAGCGUCAAUAGCAGAGAUGACCUGUUUCUAGGGCGUGGCGAAGGGUGGGGGACAGGGGAGGGAGGCUGGGGGUCAGCCGGAGGGGGAGGCGAGGCAAGGGGAGAGUGGGCGUCGGGCUCACAGUGGCCCCCGCCCCCGUUGACCCCCCCUCCUCCCCGGAGGUACUGGUCGGUGGACAAGCUUCACGUCCAGGAAGAGAAGAAAGGCAAACGCAAGAGCAAGGACAAAGGGAGGGGCUACGCAGGCUGUUCCUGCCACUCCCCCUUACACCACCCCCACUCUCACUCCAAGUGGGCCCGGGUGACCUCCCGUAGCCAAGAGGAGCUCUAUCAACACUGUCAGAGCUUCGGCAGCAGCAAGUCCAAGCGCCACGCCUCCAAACUGGACCGUGCACAGGACCAGGCCAAGUCGGGGAGCCAGACCAACCUCAGCAUCCAGCGGACGCAGCGGGCCGACCGCUCCCACCAGCCCUCCCCUCCGCAGGCCCUCGUUUCAUCCCUCCCGCCCUCGCUCCCCCCUGCCCUCCCUGCCCCGCCUUCCUCAUCUUCCUCCCAUCCCAUCCACGUCCCUCCGCUGACUUCCUCCUCCUCCGUCUCCUCCCCCUCGGUGGUGUCCUCCACCCCAGGUGCCCCCCAGCCCCCCUCCUCCUCCAUGUCCUCUGCCUCGGCCAAGCUCCAGUACCAGAGACUGCGCUCGGUGCCCCAGCCUCAGAGGUUCCAGUCACCCCACUUGCCACUAAAAGGCAAGAGCAUGUGUUCGCGGAGAGGCUCGGCUCACUUUUCCAGUGUUGAGAGCGAAGUGUGA
This is a messenger RNA of Hypomesus transpacificus, 5451 nucleotides long. It is a transcript of the gene grin2da, whose product is annotated as glutamate receptor, ionotropic, N-methyl D-aspartate 2D, a. The record is from RefSeq and is a predicted model, not a curated record. Gene Ontology annotation, biological process: excitatory postsynaptic potential; monoatomic ion transport; synaptic transmission, glutamatergic. The transcript has 13 exons. Gene Ontology annotation, cellular component: plasma membrane; NMDA selective glutamate receptor complex; postsynaptic density membrane. Gene Ontology annotation, molecular function: transmitter-gated monoatomic ion channel activity involved in regulation of postsynaptic membrane potential; NMDA glutamate receptor activity. Lineage: Eukaryota; Metazoa; Chordata; Actinopteri; Osmeriformes; Osmeridae. Bases 1 to 5451 code for a protein of 1816 amino acids.